Molecule: messenger RNA, 7106 nt
Organism: Amblyraja radiata (thorny skate)
Lineage: Eukaryota; Metazoa; Chordata; Chondrichthyes; Rajiformes; Rajidae
Gene: sec23ip
Product: SEC23 interacting protein
Exons: 19
Coding region: 119-3085 (988 amino acids)
Biological process (GO): endoplasmic reticulum to Golgi vesicle-mediated transport
Cellular component (GO): cytoplasm; COPII-coated ER to Golgi transport vesicle
Molecular function (GO): protein binding; glycerophospholipase activity; metal ion binding
Source: RefSeq, a predicted model, not a curated record
AUCGCCCUGCUCACGCCCGCCCCGCCCCGCCCCCCCCGUUGCCCUUUGACCUCCAUGCCGGGCGUUGCUUCGCGGAGCCGCUGCUACGUGUAAUAAUCACAGGGAGGAAGGGGCCAAGAUGGCUGAGAAGAAACCAAACGCCAACUUGCUCUUCUCGUCCGACACCGACUUCAGCUUCCCCGUGCCCUUCAUUCCCGUCAGCCAGGCCCAGGCGGCGGACUCGAGCCUUCUCUCAGCCGCAGAUGAAUCAACAGAUGUUGGUGAGGAGGACAGUUUUGUGGGUCAAACAUCUGCUUCUAUGAGCCAUCCACCAGCCUUCAACUAUUUUUCUCAGACAGCAACCAACAAUGAUCCUUUUGCAAAUAUUGGACACCAUCCCUGUACAACGGCAACACCACCUGCAAGGACAGUCGCAAGCUCAAAGGCUCCAGCUGAUGUACCUGUAGCUUCUUCGGCACAGUCUGUGCAGGAUUCCUUUGCAUUUCAGAGCCCAUCGUCUCAGGCUGGCUUCAAGACGCCUCCAGUCUCUCAGUAUGUCAGUACAACCUAUCAGAAUAAUCAGCCUGGAAUUUCCGCAUCCACAGCUUUCACUUCUGUCUCCUCGCCUCAGACCCAGCAGAAUUAUAAUCCUUAUCGCCAACUUUCCCAGAGCUAUCGAGCCAGUCCUCACCUUGCUGCUCACCAGCAUCAACAAAGCCCAUGCCAAGGUCAUCAACACAUGCCUCCAUUUCAGUCUGCCACACCAACUGAUCAUCUUUACCAGACACCUCCAGUUACUCCACCACAGGCACCUUUCGGGCAAAGUGUAUCAACGCUUCCUCCUCCUAAACCUAUAUCCUCAGCAUUACAACCUUUGCUGAGUCCUCCACAUAACUUCUAUGAGCCAAUACGACCCCACUGGUUCUACUGCAAGAUGGUAGAGGGAAAUCCAAUCUGGAUGCCAUUUAGUUUUCUGGACACUGCGAACCUUGAGGAAGUUUAUAACUCUGUACAACCAGACCCUGAAAACCUAGUUGUGUCAAGUGAUGGUGGUCGUUAUGACAUUCAUUUAUAUGACCGCAUGCGCAGUGCUGUGUACUGGGAAGAGGAGACAACUGAAGUGAGACGAUGCACGUGGUUUUACAAGGGGGAUUUGGACAGCAGGUUUAUUCCUUACUCUGAGGAUUUCAGUGAAAAAUUGGAGGGAGAAUAUAAAAAGGCUGUAACUACCAACCAGUGGCAUAAGAGACUCGAAUUUGCCAGUGGAGAAACCAUUGUAAUGCAUAAUCCAAAGGUAAUAGUUCAGUUCCAUGCUUCCGCACUGCCAGAUGAAUGGGGAACAACACAAGAUGGACAGACCAGGCCCAAAGUGGUCAAGCGUGGGAUAGAUGAUGAUCACGAUGUAAUUCCUGAAGGAGAGGUGCCACAAGUUAAUCAUCUGGUUUUCAUGGCACAUGGUAUUGGACCAGUCUGUGACUUGCGUUUCAGAAGCAUUGUUGAAUGUGUUGACGACUUCAGAAAUGUUUCUCUGAAACUACUGCACACACAUUUUAAAAAAGCAGUUGAUGAAAAUAAAAUCACGAGAGUUGAAUUUCUUCCAGUGCAUUGGCACAAUGCUCUUCAUGGAGAUGCUACAGGAGUAGACAGGCGUAUCAAGAAAAUCACAUUGCCAAGUAUAGGCCGCUUGCGUCACUUUACCAAUGAGACAUUACUGGACAUAUUCUUCUACAAUAGCCCUACAUACUGCCAGACAAUUGUGGAUAAAAUGGUUGCUGAAAUCAAUCGACUUUAUGCUCUCUUCUUGAGCCGAAAUCCUAAUUUCAAAGGAGGAAUCUCCCUUGCAGGACACAGCCUGGGUUCUCUGAUCCUUUUUGAUUUGUUGGCCAAUCAGACGGGUGGCUCUUUGGCUGGUGGUCCCACUCAAUCAGCUCCUAAUGGGACUGUGAAAGAUUCAACAAGCCCAGAAGAACCCCAGGACCAGAAUUGUCAUGAUGUUGAAGAUUUCGAUGAACUGAAGGAUGAACAAGAGGAUGAAUUACUGUCCUUAUCAGAAGCAUUGGAAUCACUCAGUCUCUCUGAGUACCUUGCCACUUUGGAAAAUGAAAAAAUAGACAUGGAAUCAUUACUCAUGUGUACGGUGGAUGACUUGAAGGAAAUGGGGAUCCCUCUUGGACCAAGAAAGAAAAUUACCAAUUUUGUAAAAGAGAAAGCAAAUGAACAGGCAAAGAAAAAAGCUGCAAUGGAGAAGAAGGCAGCACUAGAAGCCCUGAAGAAAACACAGCAAGAGGCAUCACAAAAGAGCAAGGAGGAAGCUGCAGAAAAGCAGGGCACGUUGAAGAGAGUACUAUCAUAUGGUAGAACCGCCAUUUCAUCUGUCAAAGUGCAUUACGACCAUUUUGAAGCUGGUGCUGGCCAGGUUUCUGUGGCUUAUCAUGGCUUAGAUUUUGAGCCAGACAACUUCUUUGCCUUGGGUUCUCCCGUCGGUAUGUUUCUCACAGUGCGUGGGCUGGAGAAAAUUGAUGAAAACUACAGACUACCAACCUGCAAGGGAUUUUUCAAUAUCUAUCAUCCAUUGGAUCCGGUUGCAUACAGGAUAGAGCCCAUGAUUCUCACCGAUUUGGAUAUAAAACCAGUCCUUGUACCACAUCACAAAGGCAGAAAGAGACUACACCUUGAGUUGAAAGAAAGUUUGUCCCGCAUGGGUUCCGAUUUAAAGCAAGGCUUCAUCAGCUCUCUGAAGAAUGCCUGGCAGACACUGAAUGAAUUUGCACGUGCCCAUACUUCUUCAACUCAGCUACAAGCUGAACUAGAGAAGGUAGCCAACCAAAUUAAAGAAGAGGAAGAAAAGCAUGUGGAGGAAGAGCAAAAGCUGGUGGAAAGUCCAGAAUCUUUGAAGGAUGAGGAUUCAGCCGUGAAGAUUGGAAUGCUGAAUGGUGGCUACCGCAUUGAUUAUGUUCUACAGGAGAAACCAAUUGAGAGCUUCAAUGAAUAUCUAUUUGCUCUACAGAGCCACCUAUGUUACUGGGAAUCAGAAGACACCGCUUUGUUGUUUCUUAAGGAGAUUUACAAAUCUAUGGGCAUCAGCCCUGAGCAGCCACAACAUUGAUGGCCAUGGGGCAAAACUGUAUUUAUCUUGGUAAUACUGGUCAUCCGAAAUGCCACCAGCUCUGUUGAACACAAUAUGAUUUUAGAUCCUCGAUUGAAAUCAGUAGUCAUAUCUUUUAUUCGGACAAUAGUAUUUAUGCAGCCUGCAUCUAUUCUACAAUAUAAAGCAACGGACUAUAGGCAAAUAUUUUCCUUUGAAAAUACAAUUUGAUUUCAUUCUCAUCAGUUCAGAAGAGUAUUGUGUUAAUGAGGGAAUGCAACUAUAUUUUGAGAAAGCUUCCAUUCUGAGUUGCUAUUCGUUAACCACCUGAAAUAACUUUUAAUGUUGUUUUCAGAAUACUUGCCUAUCUGGGUGGAACUGAUGAAACACAUAUUAUCCCCUCUAUUCCCUAAUAACUCAUUCCAUCCACUGUAGAGGUUGGCUCAUUCAAUCUGCAGUGACUUGCCUCAGACAAAUGAAUGAUUAGGAUUUACAAGGUGCACCUUGAAUAAGGCUGCACAUGCUCCUGCCAAAUGUAGUGCAUUUUUAAAACUAUAUUUGUGUUAACUUUGUGGAAUAUUUUAGUUUCUAUGAUAUAUUUUCAAAAUUACAGAGUAAAUAUUAUAAAUGUCCAAACUGAUUGCACCAUAUUAAUUCAAGCAGCACACUGCUCAUGUACCACACUGCUUGCCGUGCAAGAAUGAGAUUCUGUGCAAUGAAAUUAAUUUGAUUCUCGCCAAACUAUUAUUAAUACAUGUUGCUAUCUCUUUACCUUCCCUCCCCACCACUCCCACUAAACAUUCUCCUGGUUUGCACCCUUCUUUUCUAUUGCACCCCAAUAUGGUGGCUGGCAGUGCACUCUCUCACUGCAAAAUUGUAGCAACGUGUUAGUCUGACGAGUGAGUUCAUCCUCGCCAUCGGACUGCUCCAGCAGCAGUGAACCUCAGCUUGAUGUUCAGCAUCCAUCACAUCAAAAAAAAAACACAUCCUUCACAUUGGUGCUGAUGACGUUGGGCUCUUUUUUCCAUUUCAGAAAUGUUAUGUUAGACCAGAAACAAAACAGGCUACUGGUGGUAGAAAUGCAUCCAGUUAACAUUAAAUAAAAGAGCAUAUUUUCUAAUCAAUGCUAUGAAGAUAAUUGACAAAGUGUUGUUAUUUAUUGCACCCGGGCAGACAGAAUAUAUUAUUCUUAUUUAAUGAUUAAGCUUGUUUAACUUUAUUGCAUGGGGAAUAUAGACGAGCACAAAACAAAAUAAAUUCCAGAAACAUUGAGGAAAUGGUCAGCAACCCUCUUCUUCGUCCAGACUGACCAUCUCAAGUUUGUUGUUUUCUCUGCCUGUGCUGGUCACAUGCUGCUAGUGUAACAAAGCCUUGCAGAUACGUGUUCAGAUUGAAUGUAAUUUUUCCAUAUUUAUGGAGAGAAUUUGGCUUUGGACAAUCAGUCACACUGUUCUUGAUGUCUUCUGUUAGAUAGAAUUUCACUUUGUAGAAAAGCAAAAUACUGCAGAUGCUAGAAAUCUAAAAUUGACGUAGUAAUUUCUGGAUAUAGUCGGGUCAGAAAGCAUCAGUGCAGAGAAACACAUGCAAUCAAUGACUUUUCUUGCUGAACUUUGCAGAAAUUUCUAUAUUUUUCACUUUAUAUUUAUCUAUUACACAUUUGAAGUGCGGUUCUACAUGAGAAGGCAGACAACAGCCAAUUAUUUUUGACAUGUUCAUAUAUUUUCCUGCACAUUUCCUUCCCGUUUCUCUCCCCUUGGUUUAAGCCCAAAGCCAGGCAUCUGGAAAUUUGGUGUUGGGGUAUUCUGAAUAUAUCUCCAUUUAUCACCAUUUGCAAAUUUGGAGAAAAUGGUGAAUAAUGGCUUAUAAUUGUAGAUUUUUAAAAAAAUGGAAAAUGGGAGAAAUCAGCAAAGCCUUGCAAUCGGAUAAAUGGCCUUGUGGAGUUUCUUGCAACCUGCGCUGCUUGGCCACUUCUGGCUAAUUGUUGUUAUAACAUUAUUUAAAGCUAUCAUUCUGAUUUAUCUUAUACAUGUAUUAAAAAGUUGAAAUUUUAGCACGACGAUUGACACUCUUAAAAGUGAUUUGCUUAAUAGGACUUCAGUUUUAAUCAAAUUAGAUGUAAAUCCCCUCAAAGAUUUUCCAGUUUUAAAUUGGUGGAAAGUCACUAAGUAAAAUUACGAUCUGCUGUCAUUGUAACUAAAUAUUUGCUUAGCGUUUAUUAUUAAAUUGAUUAUAAUUAAUAAUUGCUCUCGUGAGUCAAUUAUUUUUUAUAACCUAGAAAAAUAAAUGUGAGCUGGAAGAAUAAAUGACAGCUUUCAUCAUAGUAACUGUGAUUCUAGUAACUGAGUUCAACCAAUAAUAGCUCAGGUUUCGAUUUUAAAGUUGUCUUUCUAUUGCAUUGCUGAAUUAUUUUACACAUUUAGUCUACAGUUAAUAAUUUUGCACAGAACUGCCAGCUCUGGAGCCAACUUCAACCAUUUAUACCAUAUUUCUACAUGUAAAUUCCACUACACUAGCGCUGCCAUCCUUUUCCAUGAGGUUUUUGAAAUAUUAAAAAGAGUACUCUUAGGCUUGCACGGAUAGUACUUUUUCUUUGUUGUGCUGUGUUGAUGUAUUUUCAGCCAACACAUUGAUAUUACUGCAGAUGAGGUGUUCUUUGUAUUUGUAAUAUCGUUACUGCAAUGCAAAAUCCUAUUGUUUCUGCUUUGCCUUUGGGCUUAGUUUUAAAUUUAAUGAUCCCAUUAAAGUCAGAGAUUUACAAAAUAUAAUCCCCUAGGUAUGUUUUGACCCAAAAAGUACUACACUUGGAUGUAAUCUUGAGUCCACUGUAAUUAUCUCAAUUGCUAGUUUUUGUGUGUGUGUGUGGGUGCGCGCGCGUGCGCACACACACACACACACACUUAAAAUUAUUCCCCUAAUAUUUCUUAUUAAUUUUUCUCAUUAUUACAUACCAAAUGGGCAAUCUAAUUGAUUGUUUUUAGAUUUAAGGAUCUCAUGCUCAUUAUUUCGAUAAAAUGGUUUUAGUUUAUCGUGAAAUUAAAUUAAAUUAACUUGAUUAUCUAAUGUAUUUUCUUUGAAAAAUUAUACUGCACAAUAUGACUAACGAAGAAAUGAAUUACAUGCCAUGAAUAUUGUGUUAGAGUGGACUUCAUGAGCACUUUCUUACCAACAACUUUGCACCAAACAAAAGUCAAUUUUGAAUAAACGGUUAUAGCACAUGAAUUGAAACCUGAACAAGGGUGUGUGGUUGCCUUGGCUUUUUUUUAAACAAUGUCUUGUAUUUGGAUGUGAGUGAUGAAGGAUUUUAAUGCCUAUCCAUUAUUUGCUUUGUAAGACAGGGGUGAGCAACCUUGUAGUGAGAAUACUUUUAGAAUGCUGCCGGAGUGGAGUUUAACAAUCAACAACAAAAAGGCAAUUAUACAGUAUCAUAUAACCUGAUGGAUUAUUCCUGGAUUGUAUAUCUUACUUAUCCCUGUUAUCAGAUCAUUUAUAAAUGUUCAGAUUUAGCUGCAUUCGGGCAUGGACUAUUUAAUCAUCUUGAGAAGUUGGGAACGGAACUAAAUUAUUUCCUCACUUAUAACCCUCCACUUGCUUCCAUAGUUGAUGCUGAGGUCUUCCAGGGUCAGCUUCCUUCUCCCUUUAUCACUGUGCUGUCACCCUGGGAUCUGUCAGUCGGAAUUAUGUUGGAGGGGUCAAGCCAUCGGCUGAAAGAUGUAAUUUUAUUACCACUUCACCCUGAUAAUUUAUUGGUCUCUUGGGCAACUCUCCAAUGGAUCCAUCUGACAUAUCAAAUUCAUGUUCCUAUAUGUGAAAUCAAUCGCAUGUGCAGGAUUGGAGACCAGCUAAGGAUAGCUGAUUCCUUUCCUUAAUGAUGUCACUGAUGCCAGAUAAUUUUUACAACAAUCCGGUAGUUUAAUGAUCACCAUUACAAAUGCUAAUUUUUUAACACCAAAUUUAUUGUUUAAACAAAAGCAUGGAGUAACUUCUGUUGACAACCUCUGGUGUAAUUUAUUGCUGUUAUACAAUAAACAUUAGUUCUCUCAUG